GGAGAUAUUCUGAGUUUCUGAUUGGUUAUUCAUGUCAUAUAUAGAAGUAAGUGUAUAUAUAUCAUAUAUUAGUGUAACUGAAUACCUCAACUACAUCUAUAUGAUGUCAGUAAGAAACAAAUCCAUUUAUAAAGUGUUAAACUAGAUAAAGGCAGUUUAUCAAGGUUAAUAAAUUUUAUGAAGCAGCUGAUGAAGUAUAAAUAAAGUAUAUGAAAGUUGACAGGUGGACAAACUACAUAACAAAGGUAGCUGACAAGGCUAACAAGUCACAUUAGGAUAUUUCACCAAGUUGACAAACUAGGAUUGACUACCACACCCUCAAGAGAGGAGUCUCUACAGCAUAACCAAAUGCUAACAUUGAGCAGUAAUCAUUCCUUGCCAGUUGAAAAAAAAACUUUACAGAGUUCAUAUUUUCGAACAAAAUAUCAAGGGUUGACCUCUGUACCUUUAGUUCUGAAGAGAUGGAACUACAAAGAUAAAUGGACACCACCAAAAUCACCUUACAAUCUUGUACAGGAGAGUUUGUACCAUGACCCGUGGAAGUUAUUGGUGUCAACAAUUUUUCUACAGAGAACUACUGGAAGAUCAGCUAUUCCAAUUCUAUGGCAAUUUUUUGACAAAUAUCCAUUAGCUGAAGAUGCAUGUAAAGCAGAUUGGAAAGACUUAGCACAUAUUUUAAAACCUUUAGGGCUCCAUGAAAAGAGAGCAAAGAUCAUCAUUAGGUUUUCAAAGGAAUAUCUAACCAAAGAGUGGACAUAUCCUAUAGAACUUUAUGGGAUUGGCAAAUAUGGCAAUGACUCGUACCGAAUAUUUUGUGUUAAAGAAUGGAAAAAAGUGAAGCCAACAGAUCACAUGUUAAAUAAGUACCAAGAAUGGCUAUGGAAGAAUCACAACAUAAUUGGACUGCCUUGAAAAUCUAUAAAUAUCUUAGUAUUGUUUCAGUAGCUUUUUAUUGUAUUUGAUACACUUCGUGGAUACUUUAUUUGAUGGUUGUAUAAAAAUGUUAAUGUAAAUUUACAGCCUAUAAUGUUAUACUGAAGAAAAGAUAUAUUACUGAAUAUGUCUGUGAAAUACAGAUGUUGAAGUUGCCUGCACUGUAAAGGUAUGCCUUAAAUAAUUUAUUUUUUGACUUGUGAGUUGUAUGGUUUUUGUCUAGUGAGAGCCUUAUUUUAGUUAUCUUUAGAUAGUAAAUGUUUAGUAUACAUUGUUAAAGAAAAUAAGUUUUAUCAAUAAAGGCCUGCAAAUAUUAUGAUACUGUUAUCUGAAAA
Messenger RNA from Limulus polyphemus (Atlantic horseshoe crab), 1268 nucleotides. Its product is annotated as methyl-CpG-binding domain protein 4-like. Bases 349 to 912 code for a protein of 187 amino acids. Lineage: Eukaryota; Metazoa; Arthropoda; Merostomata; Xiphosura; Limulidae. Gene Ontology annotation, biological process: base-excision repair. Gene Ontology annotation, cellular component: nucleus. The transcript is spliced from 5 exons. The record is from RefSeq and is a predicted model, not a curated record. Gene Ontology annotation, molecular function: catalytic activity; DNA binding.